Messenger RNA from Haemonchus placei, 744 nucleotides. NCBI's taxonomy places the organism in Eukaryota, Metazoa, Nematoda, Chromadorea, Rhabditida, Trichostrongylidae. The record is from the annotation of a GenBank genome assembly.
UGUUCCUCUAAUAGAAUGUUUCAGAACUCAGUGCUCCGCUUGACGGCCGAUUUUCCUGCAGCUUACACAAAUGCUAUCGUAGUUGGUAACAAUAUUUGCGGCAUAUUCAUCAGCAUUCUCUCCAUUGCUACAAACCUAGCGUUCGUGGCCGAUAAAUCGGUGGCAAUGUCAUACUUUUCAAUUGUGUUGGCUGUACUUAUCCUCUGCAUAAUAUCGUUUUUCUAUUUGACUCACGUAGAAUUCUACAAGUAUUAUGUCAACAGAGGUAAACAAGCCCGUAUUGCCGAGCACGCCAAACGGCCCAGCUUACGACAGUAUUCCGAGACUUUUAAAUGCUGUUUUAUGCAACUACUCAGUGUGUUUCUGGUAUUUUUUGUCACACUUGCUGUGUUCCCUACAGUACUGGCUGGAACGACACCUAACCGGAAAGGCGAAAAGUGGAACAGUGCUAUACCUAAGGACAUCUAUCUCGGCCUCACUGUUUUUCUCAACUUCAACCUUCUCGCAGCCAUCGGUUCAACAACUGCAAACUUUGUGCAGAUCCCAGGACCAGACAAUAUUAUAAUUCCUGUGCUCCUACGGCUACUAUUCAUUCCAUAUUUUAUGCUCUGCAACUAUAACGCAGACGAUCGCGUGAUGCCAGUGCUUUUCGAGAACCAAUGGUUUUUUAUCAUCGGUAACGCAGUUAUGGCAUUCACCAGUGGCUACUUUAGCUCGCUUGCUCUGAUGUAUGCUCCGAGGUAA